AUGAAUUCAUUCAUGAGUACAUUAUUCGGUUUAUCUAUAUUCUAUACAACAAUAGUAUCAACUGUCUAUUGUGUUGAUCUUAAGGGUAUAACAGUAACAAAAGAUGAAAUUAUUGCAUUAACACGUGAUCAUUUUGGACGCGUUGAUCCAGAUAAUUUACUAAAUGGUUUCUUUCCUGUUUGGGCUGUUAUUCAAUUUUGUCUUUCAGGUUUCUUUCUUGUCAUUGCUCUAAUUAGUGGACUCUGUUAUUUAUUUGGUUUCCGAGCACCAGACGACGAGCGUAGCAAGCAAAUUAAAUAG
Messenger RNA from Rotaria socialis, 300 nucleotides. The record is from the annotation of a GenBank genome assembly. NCBI's taxonomy places the organism in Eukaryota, Metazoa, Rotifera, Eurotatoria, Philodinida, Philodinidae.